UCUAAAAACAGUCGUGCCGAAGAUGGCGACGUGCGAGUGGCGGUGUCGGUGUAGUGUUUAAGAAGAGAAAGGGACCAUGUUGUCGCCGCGGCCAACGCAGUGUUUCCCGUGAUACGCAAUCGAGCUCGGUGCAAAUGUAGGAAUGUCAGAGGUUAAACGGGUACCCCUGCAAACCCUGGAGUUUCCGGAGUCCCUGGGCCACGCCGCGAAGAAGGAGAAAAAGGGUGAGAAGGGCAAACAGCUUGCGCCCUCCUUCCGUUUUACGCUCACUCUGCCAGAGUCGAACGAGAAGGCAUGCCCCGAGUUCAACUACGCGCAGCUUCUCAAAGCAGCCGAGAAAAAGCGCAGAAAAGAACAAAAAAGAGGAGAUGAGAAUGCGACGAAUGGGCUGGAUCCCUUCGACGAGGAUGACGAAGAUAAACUUAGGGAUAUGGCGAGGAAAUUCGAGGCUAAAUAUGGUACAGCUACUUUGGGGAAAAAAAGACAUAAAUAUGAUGAUUACGUGGAUUUGGGCGCGGGAUACGAUGAGAACGAUUCCUUUAUUGACAAUACUGAUGCUUACGAUGAGAUUGUGCCAGAAGAGAUGACCACAGCUCAUGGGGGUUUCUACAUAAAUUGUGGAGCCCUUGAAUUUAAAGCUGCUGAAAGGCAUUCCUUAGUUCACAAUAACAACAAUAAUAAAAGUAACAAUGAUGAAGAUGAAAGUAGCGAUAGCAGCGAAGAAGAAACGGAAGACGUGGAUAGUCCAAAGAGGGCAGAUAAAAGAAAUCUUAGUUCGUCGGAAGAUGAUGAAGUGGAAGACAUGUCAGAUCAACCGAGAAAAAAGCAGAAAGUCGAUGAAAAUGGAGAUAAAAAAUCCAACCACGAAAAUGUAAUUAAGAAGAAGAAAAAGAAGCCACAAAAUCAUCAGUCACAAGAUCAACGUUCAAAUUGUCAGCAGGAUGCGGAAAGGCGGAAAGAAAAAGGAGAAACGACAGAUGCUGAGGGUGGUACAGCGUCGGAAGAUCAAGAGGAAAAGAAGAAGCCCGAAAAAGAUUUGCAAAAGAAUAGAACUACGACUGAGAAAAAAUUUGAUAUUAAAAAAUUUGAAAAGAAAUCAUCCACCAAUAGUAAUGACUGUGAUGCAAAAAAAAUAGAUUUAAAGAAAUUCUCUGGUAAAGAUAGUAAUAUCGACGAUGCUAUAGAAAGUGUCGUUAAUGCGGCUAGAGUCGAAGACGAGUCGAGUCGAGAUACUACGGAUUCUGGAAAAUCUCGAGGCGCUCUUGGUACAGAAUCGGAAUGUGAUGAUAUUGAUAAGGAAGAAGCACCGUUACCGGAUGGUCUACCCGAAGAUAUCAAGGAAAUCGUUAACAAAUUGAAGGUACACGCAGAAAAUAGUAAAGAGGGUAAAAGCAAGUUUUUCAACCCGUCGGUCAAUGCUGCUUUAUUUAGUUUAGAGAAAAAAUUGAGGACAUUGAAUUCUGCGAGUGCAAGACCUCAGACGUACGGACAUCUCGCACGGUUUUUACCUUGUAGUAAAAUAACUCUUCUCAAUAGAGCUAAGAAACUCUAUUUACAAGACGCUGAAUAUAGAGUUAAAGAACCAAUGCAAAGGUUAAAAGCUAUCAUCGAUAAUAUAAUGCCAUCGGUUAUGGAUGCGUAUAUCAAAGAAAGUCAAAAGGUUGCGGAUGAAAAUCCUCAAUUAUACUGGGAGAUAUAUCGGUACUGUUGGGGAUUUGAAGGUUCGCCUGCUGCUGCUGAAAGUUCUGAUGAAGAUGAAGGUUCAUGUAAAAGUGCAGACAAAUCUAAAAUUCCGAAAAAACGGUUUCCUUGGACAGAUGAGACGAAGAAAUUAGUAUAUGAAAUAGCGAAUGCGAGAAGACAAUACUUUAAAAUUUUAAGACCUAGAAAAGAAAGCAUGGAGUCAUUUGUAGCAACAUUUAUGGAUACAAAAGUGUUACCAUUAUGGCCACCUGGUUACGUACGCCUACAAACUUUGUUGAAGUAUUCAAAUCCUGUCGAACCUACAAUUAAAAGGAAAACGAAGAAGUUGAAAGAUGUUGUCAGUGCAAAUAAUCUUUCUUCUUCUGCAAAUACAAUUUGCAAUUCUACUGGGAGGCUUGAUGCGACAAACAGUAAUAAUAAUCCUCCAAAUCAAGAAAUGGAGAAAACCCUUACAAGUGCCACUAAGAUUCUAAACGUUACUGAAAAUUCUAUAAACGUUACAAAUGUGGGGAUAUUAAAAUCAAAUGAUAAUAAUCCUGAAAAGAAGCAACAAAGUUCUAAGCAUAAAGAAAAGAACAAAGACAAUGGUAAUACGGUGCAGCAGUAUGAAGCUUCGUCAAAUAUCGUUUCAAAUUCUACAGUUGGAAAAAUAUCCGUUGUACCUACGGCACAAUUAAUGGCACAAAAACCAGUAAAAAGUCACAUGGAAAAGUUCAAUCUCAUGGAUUUAGCAAAUAGUUCUCUCUCCAUUACGCCUGUCAAUGACUAUCAUAAAAUACCUGGGAAGACGAACGAAGUUAAAAAGGAUGUUGUUUCUAUUACGGCCUAUCCAGAACCUUCCAAUAUAUUGUCUAAUACUAAUGAAGUUUCACAAAGUGGGCACGGAUCUGUACACAGGCAAGAGACUUCGUAUCCAACUACGCAACAUACAAAUUAUUCAUUAACGACAAGUCAAACUUCGCCACACUCGAAACCCGUAUCUUUAAAGCAUAGAAUAUUACAAGAUAAUACCGAGAUGAAAAAUGACAAAAGAUUAGAUGAUAAAGAUCUUGAACUGACGAGUAAAACAGAAAAGAGAGAUAAGAGACGUGAAAGAUGUAUGGAAAGUAAGCACAAAUCGCAGGACACGAAGAAACGAAGGAAAGAUCAGAAAAUGAUGAAUGAACAACAAAUAGGAUCUAUACAUUCGGAAAUAGUUUCAAUUUCACAACAAACUUCUCUUUCGAAGGAAGAACAGGAACAAAGGCAAAUCGAGGAGACAGUUGCCGCGACAAAUUUCUUAAGUCAAAUAAUCAACGAUGAUGCUUCUACGAGGGCGAUUACAGAUAAAAGAAAAGAUAGUGGACAUGUUAUAGAUGAAUCUAUAGGAAAUAUGGUACCAACGGAGCAGGAAAAGGACGUUCAAAUGGUAAUGAGGUCGUUAAAAGAAUUACAAGAAUUACAAGAAAUGAAUUGUUCGCCUAGCCAUUCGCCAGUUAACGCGUGUGGCAUUCAGAAACCCAACAAGUCAAGUGUACAGUAUGUCACUUACCAAGAGGAGUAUCAACGGUUGUACCUUAAAAAGGAAGAUAAAUUGCGACCGAAAGAAGAAGCACAGUGGUAAAGACAGACAUUAAUUAACGCUGGUAGAGCGAUAUUUUAGACAAUGAUUAUAAUGGAUAGGGUGAUAGUAAUCAGACCACAAAGAAGAAUGGACUCUUGAAAGGGCAUUUGUCGAGUAAAAUGAAAAUGAUCAAAUGUGAUUCUUCGAAACUUCUUCCAUUAUUACUAGCGUCGUUUAUCGUCGACGGUCAAAAAGUAGAAUGAGAAUUUUUACGGCUGAUAUCUCAUUGUAUUGCGUCAUAUACAAAUUUUUAAGCAUUUGAGGAAAGCCGGAAAAUUGUGUAAAUACAUUGAUUCGUUAAGAAUAACGUCAGACAUACCUGUACAGAAUAAGUAUAAAUUAUGAAUUUAUUAUAAUCUAUUAAGUAUGUGUAAAUAAGUUAGCGUCCAAUCGUCGCCGUGAAUGGGGUGGCUAAGAAAUACCAUUUUCCCUUUUAAUAAUAUUUUAUUUCGUCACUUCAAUGUAGUAUUAUAUGAUUCUCAAUUGAAUCCGUAAAAGUCGGUAUUGAAAACUGCGAUUUUAUAAUAUACGUCAUUUAAUUGUCGUUGUGAAAUGAAACGUGAGAUUUUUGUUUUUAUAACUGCCGUGUUGCGGGAGGGGGGUAGGAUAUCAGAAUUAAAAAACUAUUAAUGCUUUCUAUAAGAAUAUGAAUCGUCGUCUGGCCACCCUAAGUCACAAAAGCGAAAAGAAAAGUUUCGAAUGUUGUUCCUUUUUGCACACGAGCUGUCAUCAUUACCAUCGCAUCGCAAUGCAGUGUGCUGAAGAAAAGGAAUCGGUUAGAUUUAUAUAUUUUUUAUAUAUACUCUCUGCCUAAAUUCGUGUUGCCUUCUGAAUCAUUUAAAAUACAGAUUAUGAGAGUUCAAAUUCAUCAGAGUGAAUAACGUGAUGAACGUUAUUGGCUUGUGUGAAUAAAAGUCUAAUGCAAGAAUUUGGAAACGCUUCCCUGAUAGAUAAACGGUGCAGCUUCGUGUGCAGUUAGAUCGAAUGAUAGAUUUAAUAGUGAGCAAUGUAUGCGAGGAACCAAUGUGUGAAUUUAGUAUUUAGGACAGAGGCGGAGGAUAAGAAAGAGAGAGAAUGAGUAUGAAAGAGCGAACGAGUUAGAGUAUUUUUGGAACACGUAAAAAUGAUAAUUAGUAAAUGUAUCUUACGUGGAUACAUCCUCCCCUCCCCUCCCAUUUUAACAAUAUGAUACUUACAGUACGUUUAAGCGUCUUGUACAAUUCUGCAUUGAGAAUUUUUACUAAGACGACUUCAAAUAUAAGUUUUGAAUAUUUUUUACAACA
Messenger RNA from Vespa crabro (European hornet), 4590 nucleotides. It is a transcript of the gene yem, whose product is annotated as ubinuclein-1. Lineage: Eukaryota; Metazoa; Arthropoda; Insecta; Hymenoptera; Vespidae. The transcript has 12 exons. Gene Ontology annotation, cellular component: nucleus. The record is from RefSeq and is a predicted model, not a curated record. Bases 143 to 3307 code for a protein of 1054 amino acids.